Dentiscutata erythropus is the source of this 1625-nucleotide messenger RNA. NCBI's taxonomy places the organism in Eukaryota, Fungi, Glomeromycota, Glomeromycetes, Diversisporales, Gigasporaceae. The record is from the annotation of a GenBank genome assembly.
AUGGCCUUUGACGGUCACCAUACACGGUCGAAUAGUAACGACCAAAAACAAUGGCGCCAAUUCAAUUUCUUUGACGUACAGCAAGUCAAGGAUGCAAAUGAACCUACAAAACCUCCUGCAAUUUUUCUUAAACCUGAUCUGGCAGUAAGCACCAGUGGCCGAGGGCGAGUGUCACAUAUGAAACAAAUGAAACAAAAAAAUAUUCUGUCGACAAUUGGUGAAGAGGAUCCACCGGUUAUUAAAUUAUGGGACCUUGAUAAGCAGGAUAAAUCCAAGGGAACUCCUACGUGUCAGCGUACAAUUAAAGUAAACCAUGGUGGAAAGCCGUUUCCUGUUUCGGCGCUAGCUGUUUUGGAAAAUUUGGGUCAGAUUGCAGUAGGCUUAGCUAAUGGUGUGGUUGUAUUAAUCAGAGGUGAUUUAUAUAGAGAUAGAUAUACAAGACAAAGAAUUAUUCAUGAAAGCGACGAACCGGUUACAGGUCUCGGAUUUAGGGAACACAAUAAAACUGUUAUCUUAUUUAUUGUCACUACUAGUAAAGUUUUGACUUACGUAACGAGUAGUAGGUCAUCAUCCGCUACUGUCCUCGACGACGAGCAGGGUGCCGGCUUAGGCUGCGCAGUAAUGAGCGAUACAACGCAUGAAAUGGUUGUCGCUAAGGAUGAGGCAAUUUAUUUUUAUGAACCUGAAGGACGAGGCCCCUGUUUUGCUUAUGAAGGUACCAAGUCAUCUGUGACUUGGUUCAAGUCAAACCUCAUUAUUGUAUCACCGCCAAUUUCUCAACCAACAAGGCUUACAACAUCAACACGCUCAGCACUGUCAAUUGGCGCUGGAAGUACAGCCAAACAAUCUGCUCCUUAUGAACUCACAAAAGUUACUAUUUUUGACACUGCGAACAAAUUUAUUUCUUAUAUUGGAACUUUCUCUCAUGGAGUUCGGAUGAUCAUUUGUGAAUGGGGUGGUAUAUAUAUUCUUGGAAUGGAAGGAAAGUUAUAUCGCCUUGAAGAAAAAGACACACCGACAAAACUCGAAAUUUUGUUCAAAAGAAAUUUAUAUUUAUUGGCAAUUAAUCUUGCGCAUAGUCAAAAAUACGAUGACGCAGGUAUAUCUGACAUAUUUAAGAGAUACGGUGAUCAUUUAUACAGUAAAGCGGAUUAUGAUAGUGCAAUGGCACAAUACAUUCUAACUAUUGGUCAGCUAGAACCAUCUUAUAUUAUUCGAAAGUUUUUGGAUGCUCAACGUAUACAUAACCUUGUUAAUUAUCUCCAAGAGCUCCAUUCCAAAAAUCUUGCUAAUGCGGAUCAUACUACUCUGCUGCUAAAUUGUUAUACAAAACUAAAAGACGUGGCACGGCUCGAUCAAUUUAUUAAGACUGAUAAUGAACUCAACUUUGAUAUAGAGACAGCUAUUAAAGUGUGUCGACAAGCCGGAUAUUAUGAGCACGCUGUAUAUUUAGCAAAUAAAUUUGGUGAACAUGAAUCAUACUUAAAAAUUCAGAUUGAAGACGUUAAAGAUUAUGAAAAUGCUUUAGAAUACAUUCGCAAGUUAGGAUCAAUUGAGGCCAAUCGUAAUUUGCAAAAAUAUGGAAAAAUUCUCGAAUGGGAUAUCCUGGAAGUGCGUACAUAUAA